AUGAUGGACCAAGGAGCCAGAUUCGGAAGAAAACAGACAGGAGGGGCUUGGCUUGGCUGUUUGACCACAGAGAGAGAUCAGCGCUCAACCCCAGGUAACAACGACUAUGUACUAGUGCUAGCGCUCGUGACUAGUGACCCCUCUAAAAUCAGUCACAGAACGCUCACAGGCAUCACCACCCAGUACCCACCAGUCACCCAAUACCACCCUAAAAUCAACCUUGGAGAGUUCCUCCCUACAUAA
Coprinopsis cinerea okayama7#130 is the source of this 243-nucleotide messenger RNA. RefSeq lists its product as hypothetical. The transcript is spliced from 4 exons. The coding region runs from base 1 to 243 and encodes 80 amino acids. The record is from RefSeq and is a predicted model, not a curated record. NCBI's taxonomy places the organism in Eukaryota, Fungi, Basidiomycota, Agaricomycetes, Agaricales, Psathyrellaceae.